Molecule: messenger RNA, 737 nt
Organism: Pelodiscus sinensis (Chinese soft-shelled turtle)
Lineage: Eukaryota; Metazoa; Chordata; Testudines; Trionychidae
Source: RefSeq, a predicted model, not a curated record
UUGUGUCUCACUCUUGCCUUGCCUUUCCAGGCUGUGCACGAGACCAUCCUGAACAACAAAUUCCUCAUUGUGCGGAACAAGGAGCUGGUGUGGAGAAGAGAAGACAGCCAGCGCUUUUACCAGGAGCACUCUGGACGAUUUUUCUAUCAGAGGCUGGUGGAGUUCAUGGCCAGUGGCCCUAUGCGAGCUUAUAUUCUAGCCCAUGAAGAUGCUGUUGCACUUUGGAGAUCUCUCAUGGGACCCACCAAGGUAUACCAAGCCCGAAAUACAGCUCCAGACUCCAUCCGAGGAGCUUAUGGCCUCACUGACACGAGGAACACCACUCAUGGCUCAGACUCCGCAGCAUCGGCCAGUAGAGAAAUUGCGUUCUUCUUCCCAGAGUUCAGUGAGAGUCAUUGGUACCAGCAGGAUGAGCCAUGUCUGCGCUGUGGCCUGGCACGCUACGAUGCAGAGGAGUGUGUUCACAGCAUACUCAAGGCUGGCAUGACAGAGUCAUCCUAGAGAAGAGAAGGAAACUUACCCCUGACUGACUCCGUUGGAGAUGAGGAGGACGUUGCCUUGCACUCAGGAAGUGCUGCUAGCAGUACUAGCUGGCCUGUCCCUGGAACAAGGACAGGGAACCAUGUAAUGACCAUUACAGUGGACAAAUACCAGAUGCAAUACGCUUUACAUCACACUCUGGGAGAUUGUCUCACUUUACCUCUGGCUGCACAUGUAGUGCCUAGAUAGCAUGGUGC